AACAAACCCCGAUAACAAUGGACGUCGCCCAAUCAAGUACGGAGCCCCUCCGGGUUUGCAUUCGCAUCCCGCUGAAAUACAUUCCUGGCGAACAUUUCAGACGACCGGAUCGACUCGGUCAACUAUUUUGCAAGUCUCAUCUCCGCCGCCCUUUAUGUACGAAAGAAGGACAUGAUUACAUACACAUUCCACCAAACUUCGACGGCGAAGGAGACGUGAAGUGUUGGUUCAUCUUGGAUUUCAACGUAUCAGGGCCCAUUGAUAGUAGGGAGUUACUGGAGCAAGUACGCCACGAAUGUUACCAAGGGUGCCUUCUCGACGAUGGCCAAUUAGUAUUCGAACCGUAUUCUAAAUCAAAGGAGGGACCAAUUUUCGCCUACGUACGGAUUUUUGCCUGGGGUGGACUGGAGGGAGAGAAUUCGACAACGUGCAAGACUUAGCCAGACCUGCCUUCCUUGCACUCUGAGAUGCAUCUUGCCCUCGUCCCCAAACUUCGUCUUCCUUCUCAUUUCCGAACUACCUCGUAGCUUCUCCGGCCGCGGGGUGCAUUGGACAAACGCGGUGAAGCAAGAAAAUAAAAGGUCGAACGGUUUGGAUUAGAGAGCGGUCCGACAAAGUGAUGUUAUCAGGCUGAAUGGCGUUCGUUUUGCGCUCGAUUGCUAACCAGAGAGAUACACUACUCCGCAAUAUGAAGGUGAUUGUAGCCAUCAACAGUUCUAUAGCAUACCUAUCGCGAUGACCCGAAUAUGGUGCAGGCUGACCUCGCACUUGACGCCUGGCCAGCCUCAGGCAAAGAUCUGAC
Dissoconium aciculare CBS 342.82 is the source of this 802-nucleotide messenger RNA. RefSeq lists its product as uncharacterized. The transcript has 2 exons. Bases 18 to 440 code for a protein of 140 amino acids. The record is from RefSeq and is a predicted model, not a curated record. NCBI's taxonomy places the organism in Eukaryota, Fungi, Ascomycota, Dothideomycetes, Mycosphaerellales, Dissoconiaceae.